UUUUUUCUUAGUGCUCAAAGAGCAUAAAACGGCGGCUGGGAGCCUCUUGAAACAGCAUAACGCUUUCAGCGCUCGUUCGCAACUUCUGACAGCAACAUUCCUUCACAACAACACUUCACUAUGUCCGAUACGCUGGGCGAAAGUCUCAUACGGAAUCUCAUCAACCUGGGAUUAGAUGAGCCGUUUCUAAGCCUGUCCCGGCCGUACGCACCGAAGAGCAUCAGCUCCGAGGGGCUCACCGAUGACGUCUGGCCGGCGGACGCCUGGAGCGACCGAGCGCCCAGCAAACCCCAGUUUCCCAUCAAAGCAGACCGAUCCAUGAGUCUGACUGACACCUUUAACAAAAUGAAGCCCCACGACGUGCCCCCACCGCCCGGAUUUCCUCCCCUGGCACCACUGCCUUCGAACCGGUACAAGACCGAGCUGUGCCGAAGCUUUCAAGAGCACGGCAGCUGCAAAUACGGCAGCAAGUGUCAGUUCGCCCACGGCGAGAGCGAGCUGCGAGGUCUGUACCGCCAUCCCAAAUACAAAACUCAAGCCUGUCGCACUUUCUACCAGUUUGGAUACUGUCCGUACGGAAGCCGCUGUCACUUCAUCCACGAGGACAAAAACUCUCUGUCCGGGGUUGACGAGAACCCGCGUCAGCUGCGUCAGAGCGUCAGCUUCGCCGGUUUCACUCGCAGCAACUCUCCCCCGACUUUAUACGAGCCCCUGAGCUUCACCCGUGCUCCUUCGGUCUCCCCCCCUCCAGCUGAUAUCUUGUCCCCGGUCUUCAGCGACUCUUCCCGCGACAUGUUCCCCUUCAGCCGUCACAGUACCGGAGAUAUCUACAACAACGCGCCCUUCGCGCCUGAGACUCGGUCACGAUGUGUCUGCGGACACGGAAAUAACUCCCAGGGUUCCAGCAACGGGCUUUACGUGAAGGAAGACCUGAGCAAAGCCAACCUGCAGCGCUUUUCCUCUGAAGACUCGCUGUCAGACCGCGAAAGUUACAGCAGCACCGGCAGCUCCAGCGGCUCUGAGUCUCCCACCUUCGACGGUUCGAACGGGAAGCGCCUUUCUGUUUUCGCGCGAAUGUCUGUGUCUGACUAAGGACUUUACCGCCAUUCCUUCACAUUCAUUCAAUCAGACAAAAAUAAUGUGCAACGAGUCUUAAUACUGUUAAUUUAUUCUGAUGUAUAUUGCUAAAGGAGAUUAUUUUGAUACCAAGCUGCCCUCCAAAACCUAAGCAGGCAUUGUUUUUGUAACGGUGUUUUAUUAUUAUCUGUGAUAUUGUCUUCCAUUUGCUUUUGCUUUUCUUGCUUUUCAACGUGAGCAUUGCAGACAAGUGCCUUAAAAUAUCAUAACCUAUGCUAGUGGCAUAAGCAGAGCUUGUGUCAAAAAUAUAUGUGCAUAUAUAUAAUUAUGUAUGUAUAUAUAUCAUAUACCCAGCGUGUGAAUUAAGGGGUUGGCUUUUUAAAGAAACUUCAGACCGUUUUGUGGGAGAAGUCAGUUCCCCAGAUAAUUUGCACCCUGUGUAUAUCAACCAACAAUGUGACAAACUUGAGAAAAUGACCAUACAUUCACUCACAAAGAAUGCACUUUACAAAUCAAUACCGGGUGAAUGUUUCCAUGUAGCAUUUUUAACCAAAGCAUUAUGAUGUUAGGUACCUGUUUUGUACAAGAAAACUAAGAAACAAACCUAAAAACCAUAUAUUUAUAUUGGACAAGAGCUGUCAACUUAAUGUUUUGACAACCCUGGUUGGGUCUCAAGGAAACGUUUUGUCUUUUAUCAGGGACUGUAACAGUACAGUAUUUCUGUAGAAUAGUUUGCUGCGUUUGCAAUGUUUUUUUUUUUGGUUUUUUUUUGUAAUUGUAUAGACCUAACUAAUAUAUUUAUUGAGUAUUUAUUGAAGGUAUAGCGAUGUAUUUUUUACUUAUUUAUCAACGUGUCAUGGCCUUUGAAAAAAAAAAAAAGAAAGUGUUGACACAAAAUGAUGGAAACGAUUUCAAUUGACCAAAAUAAUGUAAUAAAUGCAAAUUGUGAAAAACAA
Labeo rohita (rohu) is the source of this 2033-nucleotide messenger RNA. RefSeq lists its product as uncharacterized. Gene Ontology annotation, molecular function: metal ion binding; mRNA binding. The transcript has 2 exons. NCBI's taxonomy places the organism in Eukaryota, Metazoa, Chordata, Actinopteri, Cypriniformes, Cyprinidae. The record is from RefSeq and is a predicted model, not a curated record. The coding region runs from base 121 to 1092 and encodes 323 amino acids.